CCACAACUUAGUACACAAAUGGCUUUUACUUCUAGAUUAUCGCAGUUACGGAACGCCAAUAUCUUCUUUUGGUGGCCUUCCUUGGCUGAAGCUGAGGUCAUAGCUUGUAAGUUCUACUCCGAUGUAUGCCAUUUACGUGACAUGUGUCUUGCACUAACCCUCGUCAUACCAAUCCAGGCUGGGACUCGAAUGUUGUUGGCCCUGUCACAGCGAAGGAAGUUCUCCGCUGGAUCAACAUGAUCGCCCCUCCGAUUGCCGGCGGCGCUGAGGUUAUGGAGGUCAGACGUGUGUCAUUGGAACAAAACGAAGUAAUACGGUCCAAGUACCAUAUUCAUUCGGAAGAAACCAUGAUAUCCUCUGCAGUCUUGAUUCCAGGGAACUAUGGAUGCUACUACUUGCCAGGCAAAGAAUUACAAGACGUCUGUAGCCGAUCUCUCCUCCAUAGUUUCCGUACUACAAUGUCAAUGGAUGCUAGGAAGAAGAGAUAUGAGAAUGCGGAAAGACAAACUGCUGCUGCAACGGGGUGCUUGAAGCGGUACAUCAUCCCCGAUGAAUUACUUGCGGAGGCUUCCAGCCGUGACGCCGACGGCAAUUGUGUUUUCAUGGGAUAUACAGACAAGAACAGUCAGUAUACGGCGAAAUUUGACUGGAUAUUCCCUCCGGGCAUGGCUCGCUUCCGCACACACGGUCCACAGCUGCUGACAACAGAGGAGUUCUCGAGCUCCCAGAAUCUCAUGAUGGCGCGGACUGAUAUCUACCGUCUAUGGCACUCAAAUGCAUUCAGUGUAGACGUCGAUGACGACUACCGGAUCUGCGUCUUCGACAAGAGCGCUAUCAACCAAGGCUUACCUUCUCGUAUCGACCCGGUAUUGAACUCCGCGGCAGAACGUUUCCUCCGCGAGCAUUUCCGCUUCACUCUAUCCGUCAGUUGGGGUGGCGGGGACGCAAAUGAGGAACAUGCUGUUCCUGGACAGGCCGUCGUUUCCAAUGAUGCACCUAGCAAUGGCGAGGAGGAAGAAUCCAACACCACAGACAACGAGCAGGAGGACUUCGUGUCCGAAGUAACCGCCAGACUGGAGGCUCUACAGGGCUGAUCAAGGCGUGCGUGACAGCGGCGAAUCUUGAGCGAUACAUACGAACCAUACCCAUGUAACAAUCCGUUGUACUAACCUCGCCAAUGUGCGAUGAUGCUGAGUUCCAUAGCUAUGACAGAUAUUAC
Rhodofomes roseus is the source of this 1219-nucleotide messenger RNA. RefSeq lists its product as uncharacterized. The record is from RefSeq and is a predicted model, not a curated record. The coding region runs from base 237 to 1094 and encodes 285 amino acids. NCBI's taxonomy places the organism in Eukaryota, Fungi, Basidiomycota, Agaricomycetes, Polyporales, Fomitopsidaceae. The transcript has 5 exons.